AUGAAAUUUCUUAUUCAGCAGCCCCUUGAGGAUCAAGGUGGUAAUGAAGAAAAAAGGAAGGAUACACCAGAUUCAGAUGGUGAGGGUGGAGAGGGGGUAGGUCCGUCAGAUGCAAGCGGUGCGGUUGGAGAAGGUCUGUCUGAUGAAGGUCUGUCUGAUGCUGGUGGUGAGGGUGGAGAAGGUCUGUCUGAUGCUGGUGGUGAGGGUGGAGAAGGUCUGUCUGAUGCUGGUGGUGAGGUUGGAGAAGGUCUGUCUGAUGCUGGUGGUGAGGUUGGAGAAGGUCUGUCUGAUGCUGGUGGUGAGGGUGGAGAAGGUCUGUCUGAUGCUGGUGGUGAGGGUGGAGAAGGUCUGUCUGAUACUGGUGGUGAGGGUGGAGAAGGUCUGUCUGAUACUGGUGGUGAGGGUGGAGAAGGUCUGUCUGAUACUGGUGGUGAGGGUGGAGAAGAUCUGUCUGAUACUGGUGGUGUAGAUGGAGGAGAUCCGUUUGAUGUAGGUGGUGCGGUUGGAGAAGACAAUCCGUCUGAUGCAGGUGGUGCGGUUGCAGAUGGGAGAAUUGUAUCAGUAAAUGUCGAAUCCACGUUUUGUCUACGACUUAAUGCAAUCCCUAUCAUAAAAAUAUAA
Ostrea edulis (European flat oyster) is the source of this 621-nucleotide messenger RNA. Its product is annotated as S-antigen protein-like. NCBI's taxonomy places the organism in Eukaryota, Metazoa, Mollusca, Bivalvia, Ostreida, Ostreidae. The transcript has 2 exons. The record is from RefSeq and is a predicted model, not a curated record. Bases 1 to 621 code for a protein of 206 amino acids.